Cygnus atratus (black swan) is the source of this 1335-nucleotide messenger RNA. It is a transcript of the gene UNC119B, whose product is annotated as unc-119 lipid binding chaperone B. The transcript is spliced from 5 exons. NCBI's taxonomy places the organism in Eukaryota, Metazoa, Chordata, Aves, Anseriformes, Anatidae. The record is from RefSeq and is a predicted model, not a curated record. Gene Ontology annotation, molecular function: lipid binding. Gene Ontology annotation, cellular component: cilium. The coding region runs from base 43 to 765 and encodes 240 amino acids. Gene Ontology annotation, biological process: lipoprotein transport; cilium assembly; nervous system development.
ACCGCGGGCGGCGGCGGCCAUCUUGGCGGCGGCGGCGGGGCGAUGAGCGGCUCCAAGGCGAGGGCGGCGGCGGCGGCGGGGCCGGAGAAGAAGCCGCCGCCGAGCACCGGGGGAGCCCUCAGCCGCCUGCGGGGCCGCCGAGGCUCGGGGGACGCGGCGCCGCGGCCGGGGACGCUGUGGACCGAAUCCGAACUGCUGGCGCUGGAGACCGUCCGGCCCGAGCACGUCCUGGGGCUGUGCCGGGUGACGGAGAAUUAUUUAUGCAAACCUGAGGACAACAUUUACAACAUUGACUUCACCAGGUUCAAGAUCCGGGACCUCGAGACUGGAACAGUGCUGUUUGAAAUUGCGAAGCCUUCUGCUUCAGAGCAAGACGAUGAGGGUGAAGAUGACAACAGUGAACUUGAUGCUAGUGCAGGCCGCUUUGUUCGUUACCAGUUCACCCCAGCGUUUCUUCGUCUUCGGACUGUUGGUGCAACAGUGGAAUUUACAGUGGGAGAAAAGCCAGUGUCAAACUUUCGAAUGAUUGAGAGACAUUACUUCCGAGAUCGCUUGCUGAAGAACUUUGACUUUGAUUUUGGCUUCUGCAUCCCCAGUAGCAGGAACACAUGCGAACACAUCUAUGAAUUCCCUCAGCUCUCAGAAGACCUUAUCCGUCUGAUGGUUGAAAAUCCAUACGAGACCCGCUCAGACAGCUUUUACUUUGUGGACAACAAGUUGAUAAUGCACAACAAGGCCGAUUACGCGUACAACGGAGGACAGUAAUCAUGUGUGUCCGUGGAUGCCGUGCUGCCGUUACCAUUCCAGAUGUCCAGGACCGGACUGGAGCUGUCUCAUGCAACAAGGCUUCUUGUCAAACCUUUUUUUCUUGCGUGAGGCUGAACACAUGAAGCAAAGAAGACAGCUCCCAAAAGUAAAGGAACUCUCCCUGCAACGCUUCACUAUCCACCACUCUUAACAUAUCCAGCCUCUGUCAUUCUCCAUUUCUGGAUACCUUCUGGUACCCUGGUUAGGUUAUGGAUCAGAGGCACUGUUAGAAAACUAUUGCUGUUACAGUUUUUGUAGCUUAGGUUGCACUUUUAGUGCUUCUGAUGUUUCACCUAUUGGGUGACUACCCUCUUUCAAGAGGUCAGAUUAUUCGGGUAAGCUAUUUCUUAGCAGGACAAUUUGCCCCCUUUGGGUAGCCACUGACACCUGAAGAGCAGAUCUCUUCUUCACUUGGAUAGAUCGUCUCUUCCGUGCAUAGUGGUUUAGUUUGUAGCAUGGCUGAGGUUGCUUUUUAGGGUGCAUCCCAAUAUUCUCCAGUGGGAAAGAUAAAAUAAGAGACUAAUUCAG